This is a messenger RNA of Homarus americanus (American lobster), 1537 nucleotides long. Its product is annotated as pre-mRNA-splicing factor syf2-like. Gene Ontology annotation, cellular component: catalytic step 2 spliceosome; Prp19 complex; post-mRNA release spliceosomal complex. The transcript has 6 exons. The coding region runs from base 60 to 755 and encodes 231 amino acids. The record is from RefSeq and is a predicted model, not a curated record. Lineage: Eukaryota; Metazoa; Arthropoda; Malacostraca; Decapoda; Nephropidae.
UUGUUUUUGUUGAGGAGAGAGCUGUGGGAAGGAAAAGGUUAAUAAAGUCUUACAUUAAAAUGGCUCAAGUAAGCUCAAGCACUGGUAGCUCCAGUAAAACUAACAAGAUGGCCGACUUUAAAGCUCGUCUUGCCAAGCUGCAUAGCAAGCGGAAUGAAGCUGCAGCCCUAAACCAUAAAGAGGUUGUGGAGGAAGACCGUGUAAAGAAAAUGCCAAAGAACUAUGCAAAGAAACGUGAAAGACUAGAAUCUGAGUUUAAAGAGGAACAGAAGCGGGAGGCUGCAUUAGCAGAGGGUAAAGAUUAUGAUCGCCAAAAAUUGUUGGACGUGGGAGCAGAUGAAGCAGAGCGUUGGGAGAGGAGAAAGAAGAAGAAAAAUCCUGACCAGGGCUUUUCUACUUAUGAAGAUGCCACUAUCAGGCAGUACAACCGUCUAGUUAAGAAUAAGAAGACUGACAUGGUUGAUUACGAGAGAGAAAAACAGGCCCUUGGGGAAGCUGCAUUUUAUGGAGAAGACAACACCAUUUCCAUUGGUUUGCACAAGGACUCAAACGAAGCAAUUGAUAGCAUGGUUGACGACCUGGAGAAACAAAUUGCUAAACGAGAGAAAUACUCUCGUCGCCGUAUAUUCGAUGAUGAUGCCGAUAUUAACUUCAUCAAUGAGCGCAAUAUGAAAUUCAACAAAAAGUUGGAACGCUUCUAUGGUGACUACACUGAAGAAAUCAAGCAGAACCUGGAGAGAGGCACAGCAGUGUGAAGUCACAUUGUUUUCUGUCCAUAAGGGAAAUCAUUGUGAAAUUUGAAGCUAUUGGCUGCAUAGAGUACAAAGUAAAAAAAUGGGUGACAUUUUUGAGUCUCCAAAGUUCAAACUAUACAGUCUUCUUGCUCCUCUUAAUAGUUACUAUCAAAACAAUGUUUAAAAUACAUAAUGUACACGAAUUGUUUGUUGAAAUAUCUUUAUUGUAUGUACACGCGCCACAAAAGGUUCUCGAACAGCCGAGUACAACAAAUUUCAGACUGAGUACUAUGGCUCCUGUAAUCUCAGAAUGGUUGCUAUGCCUGGUGUGAAGUGACACAAUAUUUUGUAAUAAUAUAUGUAGCUUGUCGUUAUAGUAUUUACAGGUGAAAAGUAGUAAUUUAAUUUGCAAUCAAAAUUCUUCAGAGAGCAAGGUUCAGAUUUCUCGUUCGUUUUGUCAUAUUGUAUGACUCUUGGAGCAUUUGAGAACUUUUUUGUGGCGAGUGUACAAUUACCUGUAAUAUGUAUGACUUGGAGUAAGGGUCCCAUAUCUGAAAGAAAUAAUCUCCUACAAAUUCACCUAAACUCAGGUAUGGGUGAUGUGCCAGCAGCCAUUAUGAAGUAGACUGUGUGUGCUAGAUCCUGAUGUAAGGGAAAGAAGGUGAAAGUUCUAGCUUGAAACACUGAUAUUCAGUAGUGUGUUUCAGGGGAUAUAUAUUUCUUGUUUUUUUAUUAAUAUUUCCUCUAUGUUAGAUAUUCAGGGGUGUCAAUAAAUAAUGCAUGAUAAUAAAAACAAAUCCACC